AUUUCCCCGCCAUUCCGCCUUGCACCUCUUCAGUCGAAAUAGCCCUUUUAUUACCUACCUACCUACCUUACCUACUGUACCUUUGCCUCAACAUCACAAGUCACGUCAGGCCAGACCCUUCCAGUCCCGUACACGUUCUUCUCCCUCCUUUUGACCAAAGCCCACCUGCGCUCUGGGUGAUUCUUGUCACCUUCACCUCCAUUCCGCCAGAAGUACAAGACAUCUUCGAUGGCUGCCAGUUGUGCUCCUCGCGACGACUAGCCUCUUUCUCCUCUUCGUUCCCAUCCAGUUGAACUUAUUUGCCUGGACCACGAUCCGCACGCCGAUUCUUCUGCUUUCUGGCCCAAGAUCCUCCAUCCCACCCAAUCUGAGCUUAGCCCUAUCUUACCACGACGCCGAUCGCGACUCGGUAACCGGCCUGGCUGCUGAACCCCGACCGCAAUCAUCUCCAUGGCUAUCACUAUACCGGAGCUGGACAAUUUGGUUCGCUCCUUCUACGAGGGGCGGGGCGAGCAGCAAAAGCAAGCCCAAGCUGCCCUCAAUCAGUUCAAAGAGGACCAAGACUCAUGGCUUCUUGUCGAUAAAAUCUUAUCAGAAGCGACCUAUCCUCAGACGAAAUACUUGGGUCUGCAAGUUCUGGACAGUGUUAUCAUGACAAGAUGGAAGAUUUUGCCUCGCGAGCAAUGCCAAGGUAUUCGCAACUUCAUCGUCCAGUUCAUCCUCCAGAUUUCGAGUGCCGAAGAUAUAAUGAAGGAGCAAAAGACUCUCCUCAACAAGCUCAACCUCGUUCUCAUCUCUAUCCUUAAGCAGGACUGGCCCCAUAACUGGCCUACCUUCAUCAACGAAAUCAUCUCGUCCUGCCACUCGAGCCUGUCCGUUUGCGAGAAUAACAUGGUCAUUCUGAGACUGCUCUCGGAGGAAGUGUUCGACUAUUCUUCAGACCAAAUGACGUCGACCAAGGUCCGCAAUCUGAAGACGACAAUGUGUGCCGAGUUCUCGCAGAUCUUCACCUUGUGUCAAGAGGUCCUCAACUCGGCCACCCAGAUCAGUCUGAUCAAGGCUACCCUAGAGACUCUCUUGCGCUUCUGCAACUGGAUCCCAUUAGGCUACAUCUUCGAGACCCCUCUGAUCGAGACCCUGCGGACGCGCUUCCUGCCUGAACCCGAGUUCCGUAACAUCACACUGAAGUGUUUGACCGAGAUCGGAGGUCUCCAGACUGGCGGCCCUGGACAGCCGAAUACGUAUGACGAGGCCCUGGUCAAGAUGUUCACCGAGGUUCUCACUACCAUCUCCAACAUCAUUCCCAUCACCAUCGACCUCAAGUCGACAUACCCGAAUAGUAAUUCCAGGGACCAGGAGUUUGUGCAGAACCUGGCCCUGUUUCUCACCAAUUUCUUUGGCGUGCACCUGAACCUCAUCGAGAACCUUCCCAAUCGAGAUUACCUCACUCAUGGCCACUUCUAUCUGAUCCGGAUAUCCCAGAUUGACGACCGCGAAAUCUUCAAGAUUUGCCUCGACUACUGGCUUAAGCUGGUCAACGAACUAUACGACGAGAUGCAGCAGCUCCCGAUGGCCGAGUUGAAUCCGCUCCUCGGUAUGGGCAUGGCCAGCGGAGGCGCACCGAACCCGGCGCUGCUGGCGAACUACCCGCUCCGGAAACACAAGUACGCCGAAGUUCUAUCGAACCUUCGAACAGUCAUGAUCGAGAAGAUGGUUCGGCCGGAAGAAGUGCUCGUUGUCGAAAACGACGAGGGCGAGAUCGUCCGCGAGUUUGUCAAGGAAAGCGACACGGUCCAGCUGUACAAGACGAUCCGGGAGUGCUUGGUCUACCUAACGCAUCUGGAUGUCAAUGAUACCGAGAACAUCAUGACCGAAAAGCUGGCCCGCCAGGUGGAUGGCUCCGAGUGGUCGUGGCACAACUGCAACGUCCUCUGCUGGGCCAUCGGGUCCAUAUCGUUGGCCAUGAACGAGGAGACCGAGAAGCGCUUUUUGGUGACGGUGAUUAAAGACCUGCUCGGCUUGACCGAAAUGAAGCGGGGCAAAGACAACAAAGCUGUUGUCGCCAGCAAUAUUAUGUACAUUGUCGGCCAAUACCCUCGAUUCCUCAAAGCUCACUGGAAGUUUCUGAAGACGGUCGUCAACAAACUGUUCGAGUUCAUGCACGAGUCGCACGAAGGUGUCCAGGACAUGGCCUGCGACACAUUUAUCAAGAUCGCCAAGUCGUGCCGGCGUCACUUUGUCGCGCUGCAGCCCAGUGAGACUGAGCCGUUCAUCGAAGAGAUCAUUCGAAACCUUCACAAGAUCACUUGCGAUCUGACCCCACAGCAAAUCCAUACUUUCUAUGAAGCAUGCGGUUAUAUGGUCUCUGCGCAGGGAAAUAAGCACCAACAAGAAAGGUUGCUGACAGAUCUCAUGAAUAUUCCGAAUACCGCCUGGGAUGAAGUGAUCAAGGCCGCCAGGGCGGACCCCACCUUCCUUCAGGACUCGGAGACCAUCAAGAUUAUUGGCAACAUCAUGAAGACGAACGUCUCGGCUUGCUCCUCCGUCGGCCCUUACUUCUACCCUCAGAUCGGUCGCAUCUUCCACGACAUGCUGCAAAUGUAUCAAGCCACUAGCCAGCUCAUCUCCGAAGCUGUGCAGAAUCAAGGUGAGAUUGCGACAAAGAUGCCCAAUGUUCGCGGCCUUCGCACGAUCAAGAAGGAGAUCCUCAAGCUGGUCGAGACGUACGUCGAGAGGGCCGAGGACUUGGCAGCUGUGCAACAGCAGAUGGUUCCUCCUCUGCUAGAGGCCGUGCUCACGGACUACAAUCGGAAUGUUGCGGGCGCUCGUGACGCUGAAGUUUUGAAGGCCAUGUCGGUCAUCAUCACCAAGCUCUCCAGCUUGAUGGAAGACCAAGUCCCCGGAAUCAUGGAGAACGUGUUUGAGUGCACGUUGGACAUGAUUAACAAGGACUUCUCCGAAUACCCGGAACACCGGGUGGAGUUCUUCAAUCUGCUGCGUGCUAUCAACCUGCACUGCUUCCCCGCCCUCUUGAAACUGGACAACCGCCAGUUCAAGUUCGUCAUUGACUCUUGCACCUGGGCGUUCAAGCACGACAACCGUGACGUCGAGGCUGCUGGGCUUAGCAUGUGUCUAGAGCUCAUUAACAACAUCGCGGAUACAGAUGCCCAGACGUCGAACGCAUUCUUCCAGCAGUUCUUCAUUACUAUAUUACAGGACGUACUUUUCGUUUUGACCGAUACCGAUCACAAAGCCGGUUUCAAGACGCAGUCGAUGAUUUUGAUGCGCAUGUUCUACUUUGUGAAUCCAUCGGACGGCAGCCCUCCGAAGAUCCAGGGUCCCAUCUAUCCGCCAGAUCAGGCACCAGCCGGCACGCCCAACAAGGAGUUCCUGGCCAACUUCGCGGCGACGCUGCUUCACAACGCUUUCCCCAACCUUCAACUGGCUCAAAUCCAGGUCUUUGUCGAGGGCUUAUUCGCGCUAAACACGCAGUACGACAAGUUCCGCUUGAAUCUGCGAGACUUCCUCAUUUCGCUCAAGGAGUUCGCCGGCGACAACGCCGAGCUGUUCCUUGUCGAGAAGGAGCAACAGGAAAGGGAGGCCAAGGCAGCCGACUUCGAACGUCGUGGGAAGGUCGGCGGAUUGCUGAAGCCGUCCGAGAUUGAGGACGACGAACUGUAGACCCGUUUGAAUGGCGACUUUCCUGCUUUCUAGGUAGGGGGUAGCCAUGAACUGCAACCUCAGCGUGGCUUAUACAGCCCGUGAUUCCUGUAUCGUCUGUAGCGCGGAGUAUUAUUCCCCCUUGGCUAUAGGUAGUGAGCAGUGAUCAAGGAUCCCAUAAAAUAAGAGCCGCUUCCUUUCGCGCAAAUAGAGGAUUAUUUGUAAUGGAGAGGUCGUCGCCGUCGAGUAUCUAUCCCGUAAUCGAGAAUGCCUGUGUAGGAGACAACCCACCACACAUGUGCCGCUUGAGCUUGGAGUUCUCGACGGCUUCUGAACGAUGGACGCGGUAGCCAGUCGGGAUUCAAUCGUCUUCCGGGACUGGAGAAACAUGGUGAGCUUCAAUACUUCUGCCGUCGAUGUCUAGUCCCCUCCUGCGAAGAUAUGAACAAGAUGCUGGAGCAUUUGGCACAGAUAUAUCCCCCAGCG
Molecule: messenger RNA, 4146 nt
Organism: Sodiomyces alkalinus F11
Lineage: Eukaryota; Fungi; Ascomycota; Sordariomycetes; Glomerellales; Plectosphaerellaceae
Product: exportin-1
Exons: 11
Coding region: 451-3681 (1076 amino acids)
Biological process (GO): ribosomal large subunit export from nucleus; protein export from nucleus; ribosomal small subunit export from nucleus
Cellular component (GO): nucleus; cytoplasm
Molecular function (GO): small GTPase binding; nuclear export signal receptor activity
Source: RefSeq, a predicted model, not a curated record